AUGGGAGGCUUCAUGCAGCCCCAGGGCCACCUUCAGGUGCUCGCUGGGAUGGUCGACUACGGUUUAGACCCGCAGGCGGCCUUGGAUCAGCCGCGCUUUUGCUUGCAAGGCGUAGACAGCGCCCGCGGGCCGGAGACGGCCGAGUCUUCGAUCCUUCUGUUGGAGGAGGGUGUGCCAAAGGAGACGCAGGAGGAACUGCAGCGCAUGGGGCAUCCCUGCCAGUCGGUGGCCGGUUGGGACCGUCACGUCUUCGGCCGCGGUCAGGUCAUUUGCCGCGACCCGACUACCGGCGUUUUGGCUGGCGGCACGGAGCCCCGUGCCGAUGGCGCUGUCCUGGCCUGGUAG
This is a messenger RNA of Symbiodinium necroappetens, 345 nucleotides long. The record is from the annotation of a GenBank genome assembly. NCBI's taxonomy places the organism in Eukaryota, Dinophyceae, Suessiales, Symbiodiniaceae.